Molecule: messenger RNA, 7634 nt
Organism: Nerophis ophidion (straightnose pipefish)
Lineage: Eukaryota; Metazoa; Chordata; Actinopteri; Syngnathiformes; Syngnathidae
Gene: slc6a2
Product: solute carrier family 6 member 2
Exons: 15
Coding region: 247-2124 (625 amino acids)
Biological process (GO): sodium ion transmembrane transport; dopamine uptake involved in synaptic transmission
Cellular component (GO): neuron projection; neuronal cell body membrane; presynaptic membrane
Molecular function (GO): dopamine:sodium symporter activity; norepinephrine:sodium symporter activity
Source: RefSeq, a predicted model, not a curated record
GAUGGAGGCGAGUCUUAAAAGUUUCUUCAGGAUAGACCAGCUCCCUUCAGACGCAUCUGGACCACAGCAGCAGCAGCAGCAGCAGCACCGGAUCAUGGAGACUUAAAUCCGCAACCCAUGUGCACGACGGUGUCACCGGCUCUAUUUCCCGCGGAGAGCAGCCGGCGCCCACCCACGCACACGCAGACAGACGCGCACUCCGCUCGCCCUCCGCCGUGAGAGCGCACAGCGGGUGGGGGAACCAAGAUGAACAUCCAGGUGGUGCCCGAACACAAGCUGUCGUCGGUGGCCCCGCUCAAGCAAUGCAACGUGGAGAAGAAGGAGGUCGAGCUCCUGCUCGUGAAGGACCAGAACGGCGUCCAGUACACCAGCGCCUCCAUCGUCCCGGCGCCCGGUCAACACGCGGGGACACCCGGUUCCGAGUCCGAGGAGGAGCGGGAGCUAUGGGGCAAGAAGAUUGACUUUCUGCUCUCGGUUAUUGGCUUCGCAGUUGACUUGGCUAAUGUUUGGAGAUUCCCUUACCUGUGCUACAAAAACGGAGGGGGAGCCUUUUUGAUCCCUUACAUUCUUUUCUUGGUCAUCGCGGGGAUGCCAUUGUUCUACAUGGAACUGGCUCUGGGCCAGUAUAACAGGGAAGGGGCGGCCACGGUGUGGAAGAUAUGCCCCGUCUUUAAAGGUGUGGGCUACACGGUGAUCGUCAUCGCCCUUUACGUGGGCUUCUACUACAACGUCAUCAUUGCCUGGUCGCUCUACUACCUGUUCUCCUCCAUGACCAGAGAGCUGCCUUGGCUCAGAUGCGACAACAGCUGGAACAGCCCCAACUGCACCGACCCCAAGGCCAUCAACGGAUCGGUCCUGGGCAACGGAACCUCGUACGCCAAGUACAAGAUCACACCGGCGGCAGAGUACUAUGAACGGGGUGUCCUGCACCUGCAUGAGAGCAGAGGGAUUGGGGACCUGGGCCUCCCUCGCUGGGAGCUGACGUUGUGCUUGGUGGUGGUGGUCUUUAUCCUCUACUUCAGCUUGUGGAAGGGCGUCAAGUCCUCUGGAAAGGUUGUCUACAUCACGGCCACCAUGCCCUACGUGGUCCUUUUUGUGCUGCUGAUCCGAGGAAUCACCCUGCCGGGGUCCAUGGACGGCAUCCGAGCUUAUCUCCACAUCGACUUCAAGAGGCUCAACAAUCUGGAGGUGUGGAUCGAUGCAGCCACCCAGAUAUUUUACUCCCUGGGCGCAGGCUUCGGGGUGCUCAUCGCCUUUGCUAGCUACAACAAAUUUGACAACAACUGCUACAGAGAUGCUCUGUUGACCAGUACGGUCAACUGCGUCACCAGUUUCUUCUCAGGGUUCGCCAUCUUCUCCGUCCUCGGGUACAUGGCGUACAAACACGGCGUGAAGAUAGAAGACGUGGCGACCGAGGGGGCAGGAUUGGUGUUCAUCAUCUACCCAGAAGCCAUUUCUACCCUUCCCGGCUCAACAUUUUGGGCUAUUGUGUUUUUCAUCAUGCUGCUGACUCUCGGCAUCGACAGUUCGAUGGGCGGCAUGGAGGCGGUCAUCACAGGCCUGUCGGAUGACUACAAGAUCCUAAAGAGGAACAGAAAGCUCUUCACCUUCGCCACGGUCUUCGGGACCUUCCUGCUCGCCCUGCUUUGCAUUACUAAUGGUGGAAUCUACGUGCUGACUCUGUUAGACAAGUACGCCGCCGGGACCUCCAUCUUGUUUGCGGUGUUGAUCGAAGCCAUCGGAGUGUCGUGGUUUUACGGAGUGGAUCGCUUCAGUGAAGACAUAGAGCGAAUGAUGGGCUUCAAGCCAGGACUCUACUGGAGGCUCUGCUGGAAAUUUGUCAGCCCAGCUUUUCUUCUGUUUGUGGUCAUCGCCAGCACAGUGACCUCCUCAGGCCUCAAGUACGACGACUACGUCUUCCCCCGUUGGGCCAACGUGAUUGGCUGGGGCGUGGCCAUGUCCUCCAUGAUAUUCGUCCCGGUCUACGCCGUGUACAAAUUCUGCAGCGUGCCAGGAACCUUCAAAGAGAGAAUCGCCUAUUGCAUCACUCCUGAACACGAACAUCACUUGGUUGCGGAAGGAAAUGUACGACAGUUUAAACUCAGUCACUGGUUGGCCAUUUGAUGAACAGGCACAUUCCUCGCAUCCAUCCAUCCAUCCCUGCGUCUGUUACUGUGGAGUCAACCAGGCAAGGAGGACAUUUAGCUUGUUUUCUGUUUUUUCAUAGUUCCGUUUUCCAACAGUUAGCAUCUAGCACUUUGACAUCGAAGUAGAAUAAAACAUCAAUAGAUGGCUGACGUAUUAUGGGUUUUAAAAAAAAUACCGUAAAUGCUCCAAUUUUAACUGAAAAGAAGACGAUCAAAAAUGCAGACAAUUCCUGAGUAACACAUGAACUUUUUAUCUUGAGUAAUACUUUGGGGUGCAUGAGAAAGCGGUCGUUUGUAAGGCAUGAAGUAAUGCUUGUAAAUGUAUCGUUCACUUUAACAUUUUGAAAAGGGCCUUCUACCUGUUGCUAACCUCAGGCCUGGUACUUGAGACCGAAGCGGAGGCUUUUUUUAAACCAUAUUUUAAAUGAAAAUGCUAACAAAAACUAACAGCUUAGCAAGCUAUCAACCUACGUGACUAACUUGUGAUAACUAUUACAACUUUUAUUAGCAGUUAUCAGUUACAAAAGUUAUUUGUGUUCACGUCUAAAGAUGAGAACCAUAGAAAAAUCCAAGAGUGCGAACAAAUUUGAAACAAAUGUGCUCGUCUGUUGCUGGUGUGAAAGCAUGGAAUUCUCUAAGAAAUACUUAAAAAGUUGCAAUAAUAUAUUUGGAUUUAAAUAGAGUUACAAAAAGAGACAAUGAUAUCAAAGGAUUUUUGAUUUUGAUCGGGACGUGUCAUUGUGAAAAUGCUUAAACGAAAAUUUAAAAAGUAUGUUGGAGUUUGGGUGUUGGGGGAGGGAAGAGUGGUGAAGCAACCUAAAAUAAUUUGUGUUGAAAAAGAGGGCAGAUGAAUUUAAGCAUAGUAUUCUUCCAUAUGCUCCUUUCUGAUCAUGGAAAUGUGUAAGAAACAAAAAACAAUGAAAGUGUCAACUGUUUGUGACUGAUGAUGAUGAUGAUGAUGAUGAUCGGUAUGAAAAAUGGAUCAUUACUAUGUUUGGUCCUAUGUAAAAUGCUGCAAAAAAGAAGAUAAAAAGACUAGAUUUUAGGAAAAAAAAUACUAAAAACUAGUGAAUCUAACUAUCUGCAUGGGCAGAUGAUUUUAGCUGUGUAGGCGUCCUAAAUUAAGAUCUGUACAUCUAAAAAUUUGUAGGACUUUUAAUUUGGAAAAUUAGAUUCCAGAAAACACAGAGUGAGAUGUUCUACCUCUUGUGCGAAACACAAACGCACAACAUGACUCAAACACUUUAAAAUAACCAGUAAAACAUCCAAAAACACAACAACCAACCUCCAAAACAUUAAAAACGACUCCAAAACACAUAAAAUGACUCCGAAGAGAUGCACAGUGACAUCUAAAACGUAAAUUACUCCUAAAACACAAAACAAGACUCCUAAAACACAUAAUAAGACUCCUAAAACACGUACAAAAACCUCAUAAAACACGUAAAAAUACUCCUAAAAACACGUAAAAAGACUCCUAAAACAAAUUAAAAACAGAAUGAGGUGUUUGCAUCCUUUGCGAGCACAUACACUUGGUGGCCUUGUAGGUGAACAGUGAACGUGAAUGGAAGACUUGAAGGAUAACAUUUUAUUUUAUUCUGAAAAUAAGCAUUAUUCAACUUGUAAUUCUUAAAUGAAGCGUCCUCGAUGUUGCAGAAUCUAUAUUAAAUUUAAAAAAAGGAUUUUUUAUGUGUGGGGAAAAUCCAAAAUAUCAUAUUUGAUUACGUAUUCUCUUAAUUUAAAAAUGUUUAACUAGAAUAGGAAAAUAUAUAAUCAUCCAUGCUAAAAUUAAGAUUAGUCAAUGACUAAAAAAUUAAGUAAAUAGCUGUUAAAAAGAAAGGUGACUUCUUGAAGUCCAAUUUUAAAGUAAGUAAAAAGUCAGUAAGUAAGUAAAGUCCUAAUUGAUCCUAAUAUUUGGUUUGGGAGAUUCCCCCCAAAAUUGUGACGUUUGCAAGCUAACAUGCUAACAUGCUAUGUGGCUACAUUGUGAAAAUAUGGGAACAUCUCUUGCUCGCAUGGUAUAAUGUACAGUUAAAGUAAAGUUAAAGUACCAAUGAUUGUCACACUCAUACUAGAUGUGGCCAAAUUAUUCACUGCAUUUGAUCCAUCACCCUUGAUCACUAACUGGUAGGUGAGGGGGGCAGUGGGCAGAGGCGGUGCCGCGCCCGGGUAUCAUUUUUGGUGAUUUAACCCCCAAUUCCAACCCUUAAUGCUGAGUGCCAAGCAGGGAGGCAAUGGGUCCCAUUUUUUUAUAGUGUUUGGUAUGACUCGACCGGGGUUUGAACUCACGACCUUCCGAUCUCAGGGGGAACACUCUAACCACUAGGCCACUGAGUAGGUUUGCUUAAGUGCUGAAUCUUAAUGUAAUAUGCAAAAUGCUAAAGCUAGCUUCGACCAGGAAAGGAAUUAAGUAUGAGAACUCCCAGUAUGUCCUAAUUGAUACCGUUUUUUUGACUUUGGGAUGAUCACCCAAAAAUGUCAAUGCUCGGAAGAUAACAUAUUUUGCUUGAAAAAGUGCUAAAUAUUAAUGUGAUAUGCAAAAUGCUUACGCUAGCACCGAGCAGGAUAGAAACUAAGUUUGUAACUAAUCACAAUUUUGACUUUGGGAAAAUCCCCCCUAAAGUCAUCCUACCUGGCUACAUUGUGGUAACACGGGGACAGCUUUUCUCGCAAUAUGUUGAUGCUAAAGUGCUAAAUUUGAUUAGCAAAAGGCUUAAAUACACGUCUCAGUUACUUCGAUUCAGUCAGGAGUUUGGCUAUGAAAUUCAAAAGCUGGCUCUCAGCAGGACAGGUCCUAACUUAUAUAGAUUUGAAAUUUGGUAAGAUCUCUCUAAAAUAUAAAUGCUAACAAUAAUAUUAUAGGAGCCGGCAAGCUGGCAGCUAGCAUGACAUAUACCUGCGUGCAUACUUCCCAACCCUCCCGGAUUUUCCGUGAGACUUCCGAAAUUCAGCGCCUCUCCCGAAAACCUCCCAGGACAAAUUUUCUCCCGAAAAUCUCUCGAAAUUCAGGCGAAGCUGGAAGCCACGCCCUCUCCAGCUCCAUGCGGACCUGAGUGACGUGUCGACAGCCUGUUUUCACGUCCGCUUUCCCACAAUAUAAACAGCGAGCCUGCCCAUUGACGUUAUACCUGUAGAAUGAUCGACGCCGAGUUCUUGGUUUCUUAUGUGUGUUUAUUGUUAGGCAGUUUCAUUAACGUCCUCCCACCGCGAUAACAACACACAACAACAGCAGUCAAGUUUUCGUCUAUUGUACAGCAGUUCGUCUGCCGUAAACAGCAAUGCUGUGACACUCUUAAACAGGACAAUACUACCAUCUACUGUACAUGUGACAGUAACAUCUACGGCAGGAGUCACCAACCUUUCUGAAACCAAGAGCUACUUCUUGGGUACUGAUUAAUGCGAAGGGCUACCAAUUUGAUACACACUUAAAUAAAUUGCCAGAAAUAGCCAAUUUGCUCAAUUUACCUUUAACUCUAUGUCAUUAUUAUUAAUUAAUGAUAUUUAUCUUUGUGGAAAUACUGAUCAUCUUAAUGAUUUCUCACAAUAAAUAUAUAUUUUUUGCACAUCUGCACUUUUCUAGCUGUAAAUAUACUCCUCCACUCUUAACCACGCCCCCAACCACACCCCCUUCCCACCCCCCAAAAACGUAGGUCUCAAGGUUGGCAAGUAUGCCUGCGUGGGUAGUUUGUGAUAACAUGGGAACAUCUGUUCCUUCGAUAAAUGGUUGCUUAAGUGGUAAAUGGGGUAUGCAAAAUGCUCCAAAGUUCCACGGAAUAUUAUCAAAUAUAAAUAUAAACAAGAAUAACAUGCAUGACUUUCACACCAACAACAGGAAAAUAAAGCUCAUGGAUUCUGACCACUUAUGAUACCGCAAAUGCAGCUACUGCCACCUUGUGGUGUUACUCCAUAAUGACAUCAGGGGGUUGCCUACAGCCAUUUUUUGACCCUUUGCCGGCCAAAGAUUUUAAUAGACCAGGUGAUUGAAUAGAGGCAUUAAUUGGUGCAUUCACGGUAUUACUUUUUAAUUUCUUUUUUUUUUUUAAAUUGAACUAACUUGAAAAAUGUUGACUGUUAUCUCCUAGAAGGCACUGAAUCAAACAUUUAAACCAAAACCUACAUGUUUAUGUCUAUAUUUUUUACAACAAUAGCCCACAUGCUACUUUACUUUGUGUAUUUUUGUGUUUUUCAGCCUUUACGAUUGUUACAAUUUUAGUUUUACUUUCUAUUUGAUUGUUGUUUUUUUAGGGAGGGGAGGGGGGUAUGUUUUGUUGUCAGUGCCUUAUCGAGCGAGACACUCCAUAUUUUUUUACAGCGGUUAAAAAUCAAAAAACAAAGAAAAAAAAAACAAACUGCUUCGACUCAGGAACCGGCGACGACGUAGAAAAGAGUCUCUUGUAUCCCACCUUAUAAGUCCAGUGCAAGACAAAACAGGUCGCCUUAUUUUUAGUGUCACACUGAAUUACGAAAACAAGACAAGGGAGUAAAAAUGUAUAACUAAAGAAAAAGGAUAAAAAAACCUGACCCUUGGCGUCUAUUAUUAUUAUAAUUAUUGUUAUUAUAAUUAGCGUAUUGUCUGUUCAGUGCCUAUGAGGACUUCCUGUGACUCCAAGGAGUUCUAACAAGAAAGACUGAGUGAUUGUUUUUUUUCUAUAAAGCAGGGUUUCCCCCCCAAAAAACUUUAUUGCCACUGUAUUCUGUGCGUUAAUUAAUAACAAAUAACACGACGGACACUUUUUUAAAUUGAUGACAGUCUUGUUUACUUCAGUGCACACUCCAGAAACCUUAUUUAAUCCUAUUAUUUCUUUGUGUUCUCGGUAAAAAUCACCCCCUGUUUUUGACAUGUUAACCUUUUUUUUUUUUUUAAAUAAUGAUGAAACAUUUUUUUUAUAUUUAUAUCGUGUUACUAAAUCAGUAAUAGUUUGGGCCCUGACCCGCAGAUUGGGGAACCCUGCUGUAAAGUAUGCUGGAUUGUCUUUGCUUUAAUGUAUAUGCAUAUUUUUUUAUCGCCAAAAAAGUGCCAUAAUAAAUAUUAAACUGCUUUGUUUUGUGUUUUUUUUAAUUUUAUUUUGUUUUGUUUGCUAAUUUAUUGACAUUUUACAUUAACAAAAAGGAUUAAAGCCACGGAGUUAAAACAACAACAAGAAAAGUCUAUUAAAUGUGGAGUAUAUUACAAGAUAUUCAAGUAUAUAUUCUUUUGUUAUAUCUAAUCUUGUAUUUAUCAAGCGGUUUAUAACAGAAUGUGAAUGUAAAGUCUUUGAAAUGGUUUUCCUGUCAUAUCACGGUGUUUGAUGUGCUAGCUAACGUUAAAGAAGAUUAAGAAGUGAAACUGUUCUUCAGAGUGAAGGUUCAACACCCUGGCUUUCCUGAACUAUGUUUACAACAAAUAGCGUGUAUCAUAAUAUACUAUAAUGUUACUGUUUGAACGUGAGUGACAAAUAUCUAUGAAGAAGUAUUCAACACUAUGAUAAUAAAGUAUUUCUUCUACACCAA